CGAGGCUUCUAUCUCGCGAAAUUUUGUAACUUCAUAUCUACACGUCAAUUACCGCAGAUCAGCUGUAAUCGCAGCGUUGAAAGCCCACUGCACACGUAAAUUUGAUAUAAUGCCUCUCCACGUUGUCAUGCAAGGUCCCGGACCGUGGGGAUUCCGCUUGGUUGGUGGGAAAGAUUUUGAACAGCCACUGACUAUCUCGCGGGUAACGCCGGGGAGUAAAGCAGCCCAGGCCAAUCUGUGCAUUGGGGACAUGAUCCUGGCCAUAAACGGUGAACCCACCGAGGGGAUGACACACUUAGAAGCACAGAACAAGAUCAAGGGCUGCUCAGAGGAAAUGGCUCUGUCCAUCGACAGAUCAGAGUCAAAAAUGUGGUCGCCCAUGGGCUCUGAGGACGGCAGGACGAACCCUUACAAAAUGAACCUGGCAUCUGAACCACAGGAAGUGAAACACAUUGGCUCCGCCCACAACAGGAGUGCCCUCCCCUUCGCUGCGUCGGGCUCCAAAGUCGUGACCAGUCAGUACAACAGCCCCAGCGGCCUGUACUCAUCAGAGAACAUUAAGACUUUUAACGAUACUGUGGAUACCGCCAAGACAGUGACCACGGCGGGCGAGCCCCAAAGCACACAAGACGCCUCAAAGCCCGGUCAACUCCAGCCACACUUAGCCGCUAACUCUGAGGUUUACAAAAUGCUGCAGGAGAACCAGGAGUCAAACGAACCACCCAGGCAGUCCGCCUCCUUCAAGGUCCUGCAGGAGAUACUGGAAACUGGCGACUCAGAGAAGCCAGCUGGAUUCAGGAGUGUGAAAGCUCCCACCAACAAAAUCGGUUCCUCUGUGGGCAACGCUGAGAAACUCCCAGUGUGCGACAAAUGUGGAUCGGGGAUUGUGGGAAUGGUUGUCAAACUGCGGGACAAGUUCCGGCAUCCUGAGUGUUAUGUCUGCUCAGACUGCGAGGUCAACCUGAAACAGAAGGGACACUUUUUUGUGGAGGAUAAGAUUUACUGUGAGAAACAUGCACGCGAGCGCGUGACCCCACCAGAAGGCUACGAUGUGGUCACCGUGUUCCCAAAGUAAAGGCCUCUCUGUUCAGCCUGCUUUAACACUGCACAGCACCUCAGGGCUGGGCCAGACGCAAACAUCUUCAGUAACACGUUGUCCGGACAGCCCCUCACAGACAGUAGGUUAGCAGUGGUCCCCAGCAGGAGGAGAGUGAUAAACUGUGAUGUGUCUUAUGACCAUGAGUCCGUGGGGAGUGUCCGGACGAGGUGUUGCCAAAACCUUCUAAACAUUCCUAUAUCGAUGACAUUCCGUGUGAUUGUUAGUGUUCUUUGCCUCUAACGUAUCUAAAUGUAUUGGUGAAUAUUUUCAUUUGCACAUUCCAUUCCAUGU
Chanos chanos (milkfish) is the source of this 1390-nucleotide messenger RNA. It is a transcript of the gene pdlim1, whose product is annotated as PDZ and LIM domain 1 (elfin). Gene Ontology annotation, molecular function: actin binding; muscle alpha-actinin binding. The record is from RefSeq and is a predicted model, not a curated record. Gene Ontology annotation, cellular component: Z disc; stress fiber; filamentous actin. Gene Ontology annotation, biological process: heart development; actin cytoskeleton organization; muscle structure development. The coding region runs from base 110 to 1075 and encodes 321 amino acids. NCBI's taxonomy places the organism in Eukaryota, Metazoa, Chordata, Actinopteri, Gonorynchiformes, Chanidae. The transcript has 7 exons.